Molecule: messenger RNA, 1247 nt
Organism: Esox lucius (northern pike)
Lineage: Eukaryota; Metazoa; Chordata; Actinopteri; Esociformes; Esocidae
Gene: prlhr2a
Product: prolactin releasing hormone receptor 2a
Exons: 2
Coding region: 60-1157 (365 amino acids)
Biological process (GO): G protein-coupled receptor signaling pathway
Cellular component (GO): plasma membrane; neuron projection
Molecular function (GO): neuropeptide binding; neuropeptide Y receptor activity
Source: RefSeq, a predicted model, not a curated record
UUGUUUCCCUGAAGGCAACUCGGGCCUUUUCUCCUGUGUGACGUGUUUAACCUGUUGAGAUGGAGGAAAGUCGUCAGGCUGUAGAGCUGGCCUGCCCUGGGCCAUGUGUAGCAGGCAUGGAGGGGAACAUCAGUGGAAAGGUGUUUGAAGUAGCGCUGCAAAAUGACUCCAAGUCCAAAAACAGCCCUCAGUUUGUUGGUGUAGAGCUUUUGCAGUCCUUUAAGCUUCUCAUCAUCCCCUGCUACGCCUUGGUGGUGCUGAUUGGCGUGUUUGGCAACUAUUUGUUGCUCUACAUCAUCUGCCACACCCGCAAGAUGCACAACGUCACCAACUUUUUUAUAGGAAACCUGGCUUUCUCCGACAUGCUGAUGUGUGCCACUUGCAUCCCCUUCACCCUGGCCUAUGCCUUUAACCCCCGCGGCUGGGUUUUUGGGAGGUUCAUGUGUUACUUGGUUUACCUCAUCCAGCCAGUGACCGUCUAUGUGUCUGUGUUCACUUUCACAGCUAUUGGUGUUGACAGAUAUUACGCCACUGUUCACCCACUUAAGAAGCGGAUAUCAGUGCUGGCUUGUACAUACCUCCUAUCUGGGAUCUGGUUGCUCUCCUGCGGGCUUGUGGCCCCAGCUGUGGCCCAUACAUACCACGUGGAGUUCAAGAAUGAAGGCUUCACCAUCUGUGAGGAGUUCUGGAUGGGCAAGGAGAGAGAGCGGUUAGCUUAUGCAUACGGCACGCUUUUCCUGACCUACGUUCUGCCUCUGUCCGCCCUCUGCAUCUCUUACUUCUGCAUCUCCGUCAAGCUGCGUACCUGUGUGGUGCCCGGCCACCGCACCCAGAGCCAGGCUGAAGCCCAGCGAGCACGCAAGCGCAAGACCUUCCGCCUGGUCACCCUGGUAGUGGUGGCCUUUGGCGUGUGCUGGAUGCCCAUCAGCGUGUUCAAUGUGCUGCGGGAUAUUGACAUCGAUCUGAUUGACAAACGCUACUUCCUGCUCAUACAGCUGCUGUGCCACUUGUGCGCCAUGAGCUCGUCCUGCUGUAACCCCUUCCUGUACGCCUGGCUACAUGACCGUUUUCGUACUGAACUGCGGAAGAUGUUCACCUGCCACCACCGAAUCGGCAUUCCUGCCAACAACUGUGCCACAAACAGUGUGGUUCUGUGAACCACUUCUUGCACUACAACGUUUUAGUAGAUGUGUACAAAGAAUGCCCCAUUGUAUUCGGUCCCCAUUUAUCAAGCGCACGGCACCAAC